Echinostoma caproni is the source of this 693-nucleotide messenger RNA. The record is from the annotation of a GenBank genome assembly. Lineage: Eukaryota; Metazoa; Platyhelminthes; Trematoda; Plagiorchiida; Echinostomatidae.
ACCAUACCAUAUAUCCGAUCAUCGGACCACUUUGUGUUGCCCUGGGAAGGCGGUCAUGAACAGGCCUUGGAAUGUCGUGUGCCAUUCGCACUACUUUUAGAGCUGAGUGUAUCCUUAGAUGGAAUUUCCGAGGUGGAUUUCUGGACCGCUGAUUGGCCCAUCGAAACCAGACGUUGGUUUUGGCCCGUUCCCAAUCAAAAACCCGUGAGCAGUUCUUACCAUAGUGAGCAGUGUACCGAUUAUCCGAACUGCGUGGACCAACUGAUCGCGGUGAGCAAUAAUGCAAUGGAAACUACUCCAUCCAGUGAUGUGCUGUAUCGUUUGCUGGUUAGCAUAUGGGCUUUCCACACGUUGACAGAACGGUUGGUGGACAACGGAGUCCCAUAUCACGUAUCGCGACCGCCUACACUCAAACGUAUUUGUCGCUUCCGAAUUCGUCAAAUUGUGAACAGGCGUUUUUGUGAUGUACCGGUGAAUGAAGCGGGAAAGACAGACUCCGCGAUGGAUGUUCAAAAUUAUUCAAGCAUGGUUGAAGUCCUUCCGAUACCACCUGAGUUGAAAAGUUACCUGAUGUAUUCUGACCUGUGGCCUACGACAAUCGAUAUUAAGAAAAUAUUUUUGCCCGAAGCUCAAACGGACGAGACUGGAGAGAUCGCGUUCACUGGUGAGGAGCCCUUCGGUGUGGUAUCUUAA